Molecule: messenger RNA, 1913 nt
Organism: Myotis daubentonii (Daubenton's bat)
Lineage: Eukaryota; Metazoa; Chordata; Mammalia; Chiroptera; Vespertilionidae
Gene: CNOT9
Product: CCR4-NOT transcription complex subunit 9
Biological process (GO): mRNA catabolic process
Cellular component (GO): CCR4-NOT complex
Source: RefSeq, a predicted model, not a curated record
GCCUGGUGGGGCAUGCGCACUACUUGUCCUCCCGGGACUUUUUCCCGCCCUUCACUGGCCUCCGGAAUAGGGUGGGAGUUCACGCCCCUCUCUCGGGGUACCUCCCAGGGUAUGCGGGGACAAGUAGGUGGCAGAUGUCCUUAAGGUCCUGAAUCUUAAGAGGCAAAGGACAUACUUUGCUGAGAGUUAGGAGGUGGGAAUAAGUUGUUCAGAGGGGUCAGGGGUGAAAGGUCAUAGGUCUGCGAAGGGGCGGAGCGAGCCUAAGGCGGAUGGCGGCCGCGGCGGUUCAUCAUCUUUGGCGGCUUCAGUGCUGAAGUGGGGACGUGGGUCGGGAGCGUUCGGGCGGUGGGCGUAGAGCGGCUGCCACUCCCAACAUGCACAGUCUGGCGACGGCUGCGCCUGUGCCUACUGCACUGGCUCAAGUAGAUAGAGAAAAAAUCUAUCAGUGGAUCAAUGAGCUGUCCAGUCCUGAGACAAGGGAAAAUGCUUUGCUGGAGCUAAGUAAGAAGCGAGAAUCUGUUCCUGACCUUGCACCCAUGCUGUGGCAUUCGUUUGGUACUAUUGCAGCACUUUUACAGGAAAUCGUAAAUAUUUAUCCAUCUAUCAACCCACCCACCUUAACAGCACACCAGUCUAACAGAGUUUGCAAUGCUCUGGCAUUACUGCAGUGUGUGGCAUCACACCCAGAAACCAGGUCAGCAUUUCUUGCAGCACACAUUCCACUUUUUUUGUACCCCUUUUUACACACUGUCAGCAAAACGCGUCCCUUUGAAUAUCUUCGGCUAACCAGUCUUGGAGUUAUUGGGGCUCUGGUGAAAACAGACGAGCAGGAAGUAAUCAAUUUUUUAUUGACAACAGAAAUUAUCCCUUUGUGUUUACGCAUUAUGGAAUCUGGAAGUGAACUUUCUAAAACAGUUGCCACAUUCAUCCUUCAGAAGAUCCUCUUAGAUGACACUGGUUUAGCUUAUAUAUGUCAGACAUAUGAGCGUUUCUCCCAUGUUGCCAUGAUCUUGGGUAAGAUGGUCCUGCAGCUAUCCAAAGAACCUUCCGCCCGUCUGCUGAAGCAUGUAGUAAGAUGUUACCUUCGACUCUCAGAUAAUCCCAGGGCACGUGAAGCACUCAGGCAGUGCCUCCCUGACCAACUGAAGGACACAACCUUUGCCCAGGUGCUAAAAGAUGACACCACCACGAAACGCUGGCUUGCACAGCUGGUGAAGAACCUGCAAGAAGGCCAGGUCACCGAUCCCCGGGGUAUCCCCCUCCCCCCUCAGUAAUCCUCUCCUGUCCCCUCCCACUACUCCCACAAGUUGGGAAGGGAGGGAGAACCUUCGAAGAAAACAGCUCAGGUUUUAUUGCCGACUGGGAAUAGACAACCUCAAUGCUGAACUGCACUGGAGAAAAAGGGCAAGGUACUCCAGCUGAGGUAUAUGAGCUGCCAUCUCAGGCUGCUUUGACGACAUGGGCUUCCUCUGCUACUCCCAGAAAAUGGGCUCCUGACAGAAGUCUGCCACCACAGCCCCAGGAGGGAGUCAACACCAGCAAAUGCUGUAUUUGCAGCAUGCCCAAGAUCCUUCUCCCCCACCUCUACCUAGCCACUGGCAAGGAGAGGAGAUGAUGGUGAUAGCAGCGGAACUCUAGGCAUGGGAACGCCUGGGACCAAGCCAUGUGGUGUUUGUUUUUUGUUUUCUUUUUUCAUUUUGUCUUCCUGGAAGACUCAAGAUGUGUCUCUUCAUUCCCUCUCUCAGUAUUUGUUUACUUUGGUAUUUGUUUGUUUUUUUGUUUGUUUAAAUCUCAGAGAGAGAGAGGUGUGUUUGUGGACACAAGCUGUAAUAUUCAGCAAAACUUUGUCAAUUGGCAGUGUUUACAAUCUGUUAGCUGCAUAAGCUCAAUAAAAAGUUGGUCUGGGCAUAACA